UUUACUCCAGAAAUAAAUUGGUAAAAUUACGGCUUCAAACGCAUCAAUAUGGAAGCCUCUCCUUCUAAUGCGACAACAAUAGAAGGUAUAAUGGCAGAGGAGUCUGGACUUGAGGAUUUGUGGUCAGAAUUGUAUGCACUGAAGAAUUUGUACCGUUUCCUUCACAUCGCAAGUGGAGAUGAUAGCCGUGACUGUUUGGAUGAAAAGUCCAGGGACGUACUGAAGAAACUGUUGGAUGGUGCUACUAACCAAGCUCUCCAAUCUCAAGCCAAGAUAAUCUGCUAUACACCGGAACCCCCUCAGACCUUGGAAAAACUAGAGAAUGCUAGAGGACCUGUAGCUUCUACAGCAGAGAAUACAGAGCCUAAGAUUUCUACCGAAGAAGAGGUUAAAACUCCAGAGGAGUUACGGAGAUGCACGCCAAUCUCAUCAAAACAAGAGACCGCAGAAUCCACCCAGUCCAAUAACCCUCCGACCAAAGCCAUGACCAAGCAGCCCAAGAGAGAACCCGAGCUCCUUCAGAAAACAGAACCAAAAUUCACGUGUAAAAGAUGUCCAGGUGUAAAUAGACGUGGUGCUCUAAGCCGCCAGAACUCAUCGACAGUCUCGGACAAGAGAUUAGCACUCCGUCAUCCUCAUCAUCAAGAUCGAGAAUCAUCGAAGCCCAGAACAGGGAACAGGAUCAACAAGAAGAAGCAAGCAAACGUUGUCAAUGCACGAAGCCAAGAUGAGCGAGGUUUCGUCGAGGGCUGGAGGUUUGAAAUUGACGGAGUCCUCGAGGGAGAACUCGACGAUUCGGAUGAGGGGAUGGAGGGAGAGGGAAGAGGGAGAGGAAGAGGAAGGGUAGAAGACGGUUACGUGGCAGUUUCUCGAUGCCAGCUGGUUGCAGAGCUCGGUGGCGGGAAAGAGGUGGCCUGGGUGUGGAAAUGGGACUACUAUGACUUCGGGAGGAGACAUUGUCUGCAAAUCUUGAAAUUGUCCAGGGGGGGGCUUGCUAAUUUGGAGAAGUUUGAUCUUUGGGUCGAUGAGUUUAUGUAG
Messenger RNA from Asparagus officinalis (garden asparagus), 1038 nucleotides. RefSeq lists its product as uncharacterized. The record is from RefSeq and is a predicted model, not a curated record. NCBI's taxonomy places the organism in Eukaryota, Viridiplantae, Streptophyta, Magnoliopsida, Asparagales, Asparagaceae. The transcript has 5 exons. Bases 49 to 1038 code for a protein of 329 amino acids.